UCGAACGGUCGAGUUGGGGGAAUUUCGCCGUCCCUAGUUGUUUCUUGUUAGGGACCAAAGACCUAGCUUUAGCUCUCUCCAAAGCCCACCAAAAAGAAAAAAUGAAAACAAUUCUAAAGUAACCACUUAGGAACCUUCACUCUUCAGAGCAUCCAUUGUUGUCCCAAGUAGCUUUAGUACUCUACCACCGAAUUCCAACCCUUAAAACAAUACCAUUUGCAGAGUGGAAAUGGGCAUCUACGCCAUGGAUUUUGCACUCAAAUUCAACCAUUCUAUUUUCUCUACUCCAUACCCACCUAAACCUUCACCCAAAUGUAGAUUUCUAACCGCAAGAUGCUCCCUCCCUCUCUCCUCUGACGGUGCCGCCACUGGGUUGGCGGAGAGGCCAUGGAAGGUAGCGGAUGCUAGGCUGGUUCUUGAAGAUGGUUCUAUUUGGAGGGCUAAAUCUUUUGGUGCCUCUGGUACCCGAGUUGGCGAAGUGGUUUUCAACACUUCUUUAACAGGGUAUCAGGAAAUUCUAACAGAUCCUAGUUAUGCUGGUCAGUUUGUCUUGAUGACCAAUCCCCAUAUUGGCAAUACCGGAGUAAAUUUUGAUGAUGAUGAAUCCAGGCAGUGCUUUCUUGCUGGUUUGGUGAUCAGAAGUCUAAGUAUUACAACUUCCAAUUGGAGAUGUGUGGAAACGCUUGGUGAUUAUUUAGCGGAAAGAAAUGUUAUGGGAAUUUAUGAUGUUGACACACGUGCAAUCACCCGCAGAUUGAGGCAAGAUGGAAGUCUUAUUGGGGUUUUGAGCACUGAACAAUCUAGAAGUGAUGAUGAACUUUUGGAAAUGUCACGUUCAUGGGACAUUGUAGGUAUUGAUUUAAUAAGUGGUGUUACCUGUAAUGCCCCGUACGAGUGGGUUGAUGAAACAAAAUCAGAAUGGGACUUCAACUCCGAUGGAAGAGAUAGAGAUACCUAUAGAGUUAUUGCCUAUGAUUUUGGGAUCAAACAUAAUAUACUUCGACGCUUAGCAUCUUAUGGCUGUAAAAUCACUGUUGUCCCAUCCACAUGGCCAGCAGCCGAAACCCUUAAGCUGAAGCCAGACGGAGUUCUUUUCAGCAAUGGUCCAGGAGAUCCAUCUGCUGUUCCUUACGCCGUUGAGACAGUCAAGGAAAUUUUAGGGAAAGUUCCUGUUUUCGGAAUUUGCAUGGGUCAUCAGUUACUCGGGCAGGCUUUGGGUGGUAAAACCUUUAAGAUGAAGUUUGGCCACCACGGUGGAAAUCAUCCUGUUCGUAAUCUUCGGAAUGGCCGUGUUGAGAUUAGCGCUCAGAACCACAACUAUGCAGUCGAUCCAGCCUCACUCCCUGAGGGUGUAGAAGUGACUCAUGUUAAUCUCAAUGAUGGAAGCUGUGCUGGUCUAGCUUAUCCUGCUUUAAGUAUUAUGUCUCUUCAAUACCAUCCUGAAGCAUCCCCAGGACCUCAUGAUUCAGAUUGCGCUUUUAGAGAAUUCAUAGAGCUUAUGGAGUCAACAAAACAAGCUGCUUGAAGGAACCUGUAACGUCAGGUUGUUUCAAUUUUCAGGUAUUAGUAUCGUAGUAAAUGUGCUUUCUUCUCAGCUGUGGUUCCUUUGGUAUGUGCUUUAGCUGGCUAUGGAACUAUUUCUUUUAUGAAAUAGUUUUAGAUAAUUUGAAUGUUGUCUAUGUUUGAACUGACUUGAUGGAUCUUGUUUUAGUUUUAGCAUUAUUAUAUUGUCCUAAAAGUGAGGCAGUAUUUUCGUUUUCUAAGAUAAA
Molecule: messenger RNA, 1769 nt
Organism: Gossypium raimondii (Peruvian cotton)
Lineage: Eukaryota; Viridiplantae; Streptophyta; Magnoliopsida; Malvales; Malvaceae
Product: carbamoyl-phosphate synthase small chain, chloroplastic
Exons: 10
Coding region: 230-1525 (431 amino acids)
Biological process (GO): L-arginine biosynthetic process; L-glutamine metabolic process; 'de novo' pyrimidine nucleobase biosynthetic process
Cellular component (GO): carbamoyl-phosphate synthase complex; cytoplasm
Molecular function (GO): carbamoyl-phosphate synthase (glutamine-hydrolyzing) activity
Source: RefSeq, a predicted model, not a curated record